Ruditapes philippinarum (Manila clam) is the source of this 1763-nucleotide messenger RNA. RefSeq names its product omega-amidase NIT2-like. The transcript is spliced from 11 exons. Gene Ontology annotation, biological process: oxaloacetate metabolic process; L-glutamine metabolic process. Bases 478 to 1305 code for a protein of 275 amino acids. Gene Ontology annotation, cellular component: mitochondrion. The record is from RefSeq and is a predicted model, not a curated record. Lineage: Eukaryota; Metazoa; Mollusca; Bivalvia; Venerida; Veneridae. Gene Ontology annotation, molecular function: omega-amidase activity.
CUUUCAAAAAAAAAAAAAAAAAAAAACACUAUCUUAGCAGCACAGAAAAUUUAAUUAUCAGAUUUCUUGAAAUGCUUUAAGAAGCAUCAAGUGUCUGAAAAUAAUCUGGAAUACCAAUAUAACAGUGUCAGUGAUUCUGCGCUAGACACUUUCAUUACAUGGAGGACAAACACUUCUCAAAUAUCGAUGUCUUGAGGGAAACCUGGAACUACUGACAGAUUUCUUCGGAAUAAUCUUUUCUCGCUUUGCUUGAAAUGUCAGAGUCAGAGCAACAGGUGAAUAACGAUAGAUAAAUACAGACAUGCCAGAGUUUGAUAGAGAACCUCUUAUAUGAUGAACUUAGAUGGAAUGAAAACUUACUCAGUCGUAUUCAUUUCGGAUAUUUGAUGUGAUACAACGUACGAAAUAUCUGCGGAAUCGUACAAUAUUGAGAUUUCUUGUUUCUAGUGUAACGGGCAUACACUCAUUUGUGUAAUAAUGACAUCACGAUUUAAAAUGGCACUUAUCCAGAUGUCGGUUGAGAGGUACAGAGAGAGAAAUCUGAUAAAAGCGGCGAAACUCAUAAAAGAGGCUGCGAAGAAUGGUGCUCGAGUUGUUGCCCUUCCAGAAUAUUUUACAUGCUGGAUGGAUCCCGACUAUUUCAUUGAGUACAAGGAACCACCGGAUGGACCUUCAGCACAAAUGUUGGCCAGAACAGCCAAGGAAAAUAACGUAUAUUUGUACGGUGGAACGUUUCCCGAAGAAAUUCCCGGUUCAAACAAACUGUACAACACAUGUCAGAUAUAUAAUCCUCGUGGGGAGCUCAUGGCGCAAUUUAGAAAGAUGCAUCUGUUUGACGUAGACCUGGGUCCGAGAAUGAAGAUUACAGAGUCCGAGUUGAAUGUAGGCGGAAGUUCGUUGACCACUGUUGACACAGAAUAUGGUAAAACUGGUUUUGGAGUUUGCAUAGAUCUUAGAUAUCCCGAAGUAGCGCGCUUAUAUGCCAAAAAAGAAAAUGGGUUUAGCUUGAAGACAGGUCCAUAUCACUGGGAGAUAUUACAAAGGGUUCGAGCUGUGGAUAAUCAAGUGUUUGUGGCCAAUGUUGGACCGGCAACGAAUACCAACGCUCCUUACGUCACAUAUGGACACAGUGCCGUCGCUGAUCCUUGGGGUAACAUAAUUGCCAAAACAGGUGCAGACGAGGACAUUGUAUAUGCUGACAUUGAUUUAGAUCUCAUCAAAGAAAUUCGCCGAAGAAUGCCACUGGAUAAUAUACGAAGAAACGAUCUGUACGAUGUUGUUAACUUAAUGGAGAAGAAAAGUUGAAUAUUAAGACCUAGUUUCUAGAUUUUUAAAUAUACAUUGUUGUCUAACAAUUAUCAAAUUAAGACACUCAGUUAUUGUGGUUUCGAAGUGUCAGAUAAGUACGAAUGUGGACUUUUUGCACAGUCUGUCGGCAGCUGUUGCACCUGUGGCUGUUUGAUGACAAGGUGGUCGUGUUAUGUAAUCUAUACAGCUAGUAGAGGUGGAUGUGAUUUUCCAUGACAACAUACAUAUAUAAACAUGUAUAAUGGCCAAUAGUUUAGUGAAAGCUUUCUUAUCUUAAAAUAUAACAAUUUAAUAUAUUAUCGUUGGAAAAGUUCAAAAACAAAGUUCAAAAACCGCCAAAAUGUAUUUAUAAACUUUUACUUGGAAUAUUGUGUGCUACUGAUUUGUUAUUUUUGCCGUUCCGAGUCAAUGUUUCAUGUAUUUAUGUAGAUAUAUCAAAAUCUGUGUUCAUUAUC